AUGACACUAUUAAUUUAGUGGCGUAUACAAGAGGUACAGACGAAUAUGUUUCGAUUAAUGAUUUUAUCAUGCUAUUUCUUGUUAAUUACGGGAAAAAAUAUUAAUAUGGCCGAUAAUUUUGAUUACAAUGACCUUGACGACAUUCGAAUAGACUCGACUGAAUAUUACGACUAUGACGUGCCGGCCAGUGCGUACGAAAGUGGCGACGUUUGGUUUUUGAAUUUGAAAGAUGAUUGGAAUUCGUUGACGCUGAGAAACGCCAAUGAAAAUAAAACUGACCAAUUUUACUCACUCAACGGAUAUCUUAUUAAUGAACACGUAUUACAACAAACAACUGAAACAAUACAAAAAGUGCUAACAAGUUUCAAACCAAAAAUAGACUCGAAUUCAAAUAUUACAAAUUCUAAAAACACCAAUGAAUCGUCGUCGGGAAAUGGAGGCAAUUUAGCUGAAGCGCAGAAAAAAUUGUGGCAAAUCAUCAAUAAAAUCAUGAUACAUGAAGACAAAUCUGAUAUUAAUUUAGUCGAUUCAUGUGAUGACGGUGCGGUGCUAGAGUUGUUUUUCAAAGGCCCCUAUUGUGCUCUUAUUGUGACAAUGCCGAACAAGAUUUGGAACUUCUUUAUGCCACCUCCGUCAUUGCUCUCGGCAUGGCACGCCGAAGUUAACAAAGACAAAGAAGUAAAAUCCGUGGCGUUGCCUGAAGAUAUCAAAGAAAAAUUGUAUAAAUAUCUAAUUAAGUUAUUGUUAUUAUCUUUUAGUUUUCCAGCUUAGGUUUGAAGUUUUUGAACUUAAACAAAAUUUCAUCGUAAUUCCCUUUUUUCUUAUUAAUGAUUUGGUUUGUCUCUGAUGUAAUUUAGAAUAUUUCCUUUUUUUUCUAAGCGUAAUUUAUGGAAUAUACAAUCUCAAAAGUAAAACAAAAUAGCUACCUAACAUAAAUUUUGCAUGCAAUAAACUUAUUCGUGACUAACAAUGUUAAAUUAGCUUAAAACUUAUAUGGGCCAUUAUUACUUUAAUGGAGGACAGAGAAGCGUUUUUUAUGAGUAAAGUAAAAUAAUAGACUAAAA
Messenger RNA from Bombyx mandarina (wild silkworm), 1064 nucleotides. RefSeq lists its product as uncharacterized. The record is from RefSeq and is a predicted model, not a curated record. NCBI's taxonomy places the organism in Eukaryota, Metazoa, Arthropoda, Insecta, Lepidoptera, Bombycidae.